This is a messenger RNA of Leptopilina heterotoma, 8640 nucleotides long. It is a transcript of the gene Mical, whose product is annotated as F-actin-monooxygenase Mical. The coding region runs from base 294 to 8045 and encodes 2583 amino acids. The transcript has 26 exons. The record is from RefSeq and is a predicted model, not a curated record. Gene Ontology annotation, molecular function: protein binding. Lineage: Eukaryota; Metazoa; Arthropoda; Insecta; Hymenoptera; Figitidae.
AUGCAUGACCCAUCACUGCGCAGCAUUGAACAAAAGGACUAAUUUUAUAGUCGACAUUUUUUUAAUAUAUAUAUAUAUAAUAAUAAUAAAAUUGUGGAAGAGCAUUGUUAAUAAUUAGAUGUUUGUAGAAUUAUUUUUGCUUUCUACCUUUAAAUCAAAUAAUUAAAACAAUGAGUUUUAUGGUAAAUCGAGUGAUGAACAUAAUAAAUCAUAAUUGCCUAAUGAGAUAGGUGCUUUUGGUAACUACCGUCUAAAUAUAACAAUGAAUUUGUAAAACUGAAAAUUACGGCCAAAUGGAACACCUGCAAGGAAGGAAGCAAGUUGCUUCUCCUGAAGUGGCAAUUGCCAAUGAAGUUUUCGAUCAAUUUUGCAAUGCCUCAACUCUUAAAUCCAUUCUUAGUUGUUAUCGACAUCUAUUGGACCUUUUAAAGUUACGGCCUACUAGUAUUAAUCAGUUUUAUCCAAAACUGAAAUCUAAAUUAAGAUCUUGGAAGGCACAGGCAUUAUGGAAAAAAUUCGAUCAAAGGGCAAAUCACAAAUGCUACAAUAGAGGAAAAGCAUGCCCUUAUACGAGGGUAUUAAUAAUUGGAGGUGGUCCUUGUGGAUUACGAUCAGCAAUUGAGGCUCAAUUACUUGGGGCGAAGGUGGUUGUAAUUGAGAAGCGCGAUAGAAUGUCUAGAAAUAACGUUCUUCAUUUAUGGCCUUUUGUAAUUCAAGAUCUUCGAAGUUUAGGAGCAAAAAAAUUUUUUGGAAAAUUUUGCGCUGGUGCAAUCGAUCAUAUCAGUAUUCGCCAACUGCAAUGCAUUCUCUUAAAAGUCGCUUUAAUUCUUGGUGUAGAGUUUCAUGAAAACGUUAGUUUCGAUGUUCUAUUGUCACCUCCAGAAAACCAGGAAAAUGAAAAAAUUGGCUGGAGAGCAAAAUUCACGCCGGCUGAUCAUCCAGUUUCUCAAUAUGAAUUUGAUGUGCUAAUUGGUGCUGAUGGGAAAAGAAAUACUUUAGAUGGUUUUAGGCGUAAGGAAUUCAGAGGAAAAUUAGCUAUUGCCAUUACAGCUAAUUUCAUUAAUAAAAGAACUGAAGCUGAAGCGCGUGUUGAAGAAAUAAGCGGAGUAGCAUUUAUUUUUAAUCAAAAAUUUUUUAAGGAAUUGUAUCAAGAAACGGGAAUUGAUUUAGAGAAUAUUGUUUAUUACAAGGACGACACUCAUUACUUUGUGAUGACUGCAAAAAAACAUAGUUUAAUCGAUAAAGGCGUUAUUCUUCAGGAUCAUGCAGAUACUGCAAAAUUACUUGAUAAAGAAAAUGUCGAUCGAGAGGCGUUAAUGCUUUAUGCUAGAGAGGCAGCCGAAUUCUCUACAGAAUAUCAAAUGAUGGAUUUAGAAUUCGCAGUUAAUCAUUACGGACAACCGGAUGUUGCAAUGUUUGAUUUUACAUCAAUGUACGCUGCAGAAAAUGCUAGUCGAAUUAUUGAACGACGAGGACAUAAACUUUUUAUGACCUUGGUUGGUGAUAGUCUUUUAGAGCCUUUCUGGCCAACUGGUUCUGGUUGCGCAAGGGGCUUUCUAAGUUCUCUUGAUGCUUGUUGGGCUAUAAAAGGAUGGGGCGCCUCUUUUAAUCCAUUGGAAGUUCUUGCUGAGCGAGAAUCCAUUUACAGAUUAUUAGGUCAAACAACACCAGAAAAUUUAAAUAGAGAUUAUGCUGCUUACACUUUGGACCCCCACACUAGGUACCCAAAUUUAAACAUUCACUCAGUUACUCCAAUUCAAGUGCGAAAUCUUUUGGAUACUGAUGAUCCUGAAAAUAUUAAACAAUCUCCAUUUCUUUCAACAAUUGAUGUUCCCAAAAAGCGACGAAGAAGAGACAUACAUCCAGAUUCACUGCUCCGUUGGUUACAAAAGCAAGUGGACGAUUCACUUAAGAUUAACGAUAUGGGUACUUGUUUCAAAAAUGGUUUAGCACUUUGUGCAAUUAUCCAUAGAUACAGACCAGAUUUAAUAGACUUUCAGUCUUUAAGUUCGUCAGAAUCAGCAAAAAAUAAUCAACUUGCUUUCGAUAUAUUGCAAAAGGAAUUCAACAUAUCUCCUAUAAUGACGGGAGAGGAAAUGGCAGUCUGUGAAGUUCCUGACAAGUUGUCCAUGUUUUCAUAUUUGUCUCAUUUAUAUGAAGCUUUUAGAGGAGAAAUCCCUCACAUCAAACAUCUGAAAUUGGAAUUUGAAGAAAGAAAUGAAGAAAAGCCAACUUUCUCAAAGCAUUUGAGCCGAGAAGCAGGUAAAGAAGAAACAAUUAAUCUUAAGAAGGAAACAACUCGGUUGAGGCACUCUCGUGUUUUUUGUGAAAAUUUUAUUACGGAAAAGGAUGCUGUAAAUCGGAGGUCAAGAAAGCGCCGUAGCACAGAAAAAAUGGGUGCCACUGUGGCGGAAAGACAGAAGAGACUCGAAGACAUAGAAAUGAAUCGAAUAGAGCGUAUGAGGAAGCGUCAAUAUCUACGAAAAAUGGCAACACAACAAUUUUACAAAAGUAUACAAAUGCUAUCAGCUAAUGCUAAACGCGAAAAGGAAGAACCUUUUGAAGAUUAUUCUAUAUUUUUGUAUCGACAAACUGCUCCCGAUUUCAAGGACAGGGUGAAAGAUCUCGAACAGAAAAUACUUUAUCCAGAUCGAGAACCUAAAAUGCAUAUGGGUCAUUACAAAAAGAAUGCAGAUAACGAAUUUUCUGGUAGGAUAAAAAAUAUCGAGGACAAAUUGAAAGGAACAAUUUCUUUAGAAAAGAAACCUAAAGACCUUUUAAGAGCAAUAGGUAAAAUUGAGAAAACCGAUUGGAAUGUAAAGGAGAUUGAAAAAAAAAUUCAAGAGAAUAAAAUGGGCCGAGGUGUCCGAAGUCAUGACAAAGUGGAGCGGGUACCAAAAUGGAGUCGUGAACAGACGUCUAUAUUUUUCAUUCAGUUUUUAGCACGUCAAAUUAAAAUGGAAAAGAAAGGUCAUAAUCCAUAUGAAAUAGAAAGUAAGUACGCCGAUAUUGACAAUACACUUAAGACAAUUGACCGGAAAAUUAAAGAAGGCAAUGUUCUUGGACACAACAAAGUUUCAGCAAUGGCUGAGCAAUUUGCUACAAAAAAUAAAGAUUCUGAACCCAAGAUGCAGAGAUUGAAUUCAAAAGUGACCGUUGCACUACCAACUCAGGGUGGUUCUGAAAUGUGCCACUUUUGCAAUAAGAGAGUUUAUCUUAUGGAGAGACUCAGUGCUGAAGGAAAAUUUUUCCAUCGCGGAUGUUUUCGCUGUGAAUAUUGCUCAACCUCACUUCGAAUAGGAAAUCAUACAUUUGACAGGGGAAAGAAUGGUGGACGCUUUUAUUGUACGCAACAUUUAGGUCUGUCAGGAACAAUGAGAACAAAAAUGGAGAAAAAAACCCCGCCAAUGAUGAACAAAGAAAAUAUACCAAAUGUAUCAAUUAAUACGCCCGAUAAACCUAAAGUGUCUUUAGAAGGAGUUACCGGCCUUGACUUGCUCGAUCGAGGUCAAACACCAGAGAGAAUAGAAUUUGAAAAUUUAGCCAGAGUAUCUGACGCUGAAGAUGCUCACAGUCAAAUGGAUGAAGAUGAGUGGACGGAUAGAAAUUUUGGCGCUUCUGCUGCGGAAAUGGGUUCGAGUGAUGAUGAUAUUUCUGAUUUGAGUGAUUCAGAGGAGGACAAUGAAGUGUUUGAAGAGGCGAUUGAUCAACCUUUGACAACAGAAGGAACUCUUGAACUGGCAAAAAAUUGGACUCUUCGUUAUUCUCAGUAUCAUCCUUCAGAAGAACAUUCGGAUACUGGAAGUAAUGAAUAUGAAGAUUCCACUGAUGAAUGUACAAGUGAAGACGAUGAUAGUGCUACGGCAACUGAGAAUGAAGAUGAAGUUCGUGCAAGAGAAUUGAGAAAACAAGAAGUAUGGCUAAAAGUACCUCCUCAAAGUUCUGACACGGAAACUGGCUCGGAAACUGAGGUUGCGUCAGAUGAAUCAACUGAAGAUAGUGAAGAAAAUUCCGCAACAGAAAUAUCGACUGACUCUGAAUUCGAGCACGAUGGGACAACGCCAACACAACACGAAAUACCGAAAAUAACAAUAAAUGAUGCUUUUGUACGAAAAACCAGAGGCGAUUAUGUCGAACCAAAAAUUGUACAAGUCAAAAGUCACAUGCUGCUAAAUUCCACGAACGGAAAUCAAAAAAGUAAUCUCUCAAAAGCAACAGUUGACAAAUCAUCACCACAAAUUAAUGCAAGCAAUUUAAAACAAAAGUCCACUGCACUCCCGUCUAGUCCUCUCAUUAAUCCUCGGACAGGUGAUUAUUCUUUGAAUCGUACGCACUCCACGGAGGGGAUAGCGUCGAAAUUGUCACUGGAACUUAAGAAGCGCUAUUUAUUAGGGGGCAUAAGCAUUGUUGGUGGAUCCAUCAUCAAGUCUGGCUCGGCCUCAAAUGUCAAUACAAAAUUGACUAGUUUCACGGAUUCGAUUUCACAACACCAAAAACUUUUGAAUCCUGCUCCUGAACCAAGUCCGACGAUGCAAGCUUUCUUGCAAAGAAGCGCAAAUAAAAUUGCCGAAAAUAAACCUCUUUCUUCAGCAAAUAAUAUCCUCAAAUCUUCGUCUAAAACAUUUUUCAUCAAAUCGUCCAAUGCUGACGAAACAACAACAAGUCUCACGUGUUUUCAAUCGACCCCAGAAACUCUACUUCCAGAUUUGAUUCAAGAUUCAAGUACUAAUCAACAACAACAACAACAACAAUUCAAAUCUGACUCAAACAUUACUUUUAAUAUGAAUUUUAAUGAAGAAAGUGAUAAAAUUAAAAGCAAGGCCAUAGAAAAUCAUAUUAAUAAAGUAGAAAAAGGGAUACAUGAAGAAACAACUUGCGAAAAGGACAACAACAAGAAACUUGUUGAUCAUGAUGAUCAACAACAAAUCCACUCUAGACCAAGAAGUCCUUUGCACGAAACAUGUAUUAUUGUUCCACAAGUGAAUUGGAAUAAGAAAACUAAUAGGAAAAAGAACAGAAAAAAUCAAAGUUCCGAGGAUUCAGAAGAAAUGGACAGCGACUCAUUACAUCAAGAUGCUAAGAUCAAGAAGAAGAAGAAGAAGGAAACAAAAGAAAAGCCAUUAUCAAAGCUGAUUAAUUUAUCCGGACCUCAUAGCACAAAUUUGUUGCUAGAUGAGAUGAAAAAUAUGGACGACAUUGACAAAUUUGAACCUGAUUCAAUAGAAUGUAUUACUUUAGAGGAUAAAGAACAUAGGAGGACACCUAAUGAUAAUAAUUUAAUGAAAAAUAUCGAAAUUGUUAUUAAUGAUAUAAAACAACUUGAGUUACAACAACAACAACAACAACAAGAGGAAGAAGAAGAGGAAGAAGAAAAGAGCAUUUGCAAUAGUGCCUCAAACAGUAAUCACAACCAGAACAAACUGGACGAUUCUGAUGAAAAUGACGUUACUACUGCUGCUUACACUGAAACAGAGUAUUCGGAAUGGGCAAGAGAUGGUUUCAUUGAAGCUAUCGGUUCUGAAGAUAUCAGAGAUGUGGAUCUAGAUCAUCCGGAAUUGAAACGAAAAAGUAAAAAUAUACUGACAAAUACUAAAUUUGAUAAUAAUAAAGUUGAUGAUGAUGAUGAUGAUGAUGAUGAUGAUGAUGAUGAUAUUUGUAAUAAACAAUUUCCUAGUAACGAUGCAUUAAAAUUUCUUGCAAAUGGAGAGGAUUUAGAUUUUAUGGAUACCGAUAAUGAGGAGCAGGAGUCCUUGUUGGAUGACAGUUUGCAAGAAGCAUCAAAUAAUGCUCUAUUAAAAAAUCGUGGAUACAUCGAAUUUGUUAAUUUUAAAACACCUACUAAAUUUCAUAGAUUAAAUGCUCCAAUUGCCAAAAUUGAAGUGGAGAAUGAUGACGAGAUGGACGCUUGUGAUAAUGUGAUUAAAAUUAAUCCUAUUACGAUAGACGAUGUUAUAGAUAAACUAAAUGGUGCUGUUAACAAAUUUGUCAAAGUGCCGCCGUCGCAGUCGCCGUCGCCGUCGCCGAGAGAUGAAAGAACAAUAACUGUCAGCAAUAAAGAAACGUUGCAGUCCAUGGAUGAAGACAGUCUGUUGAUAAUCGAACCUGCCGAAGACACAACAACCACUAGUGAACUGAUAACUGUUGUUGCAACUCAACUGCCUCCACAGAAAAUAAUGCUUAAAGACGAAUUAGUUCAAGACGAUUCAAGCAAUGCUGAUUAUUUGGAAUAUGUCAAACGACUUCAAUCCAGAAUAGCUGAAUUUAGUAACGCUAAAGAUUCUAUAGACGUAAGAAAGUCGAAGAGAAAAAGUUCGAAAUCAUUAAUUCACAUGAAUGAUGCAAUAUCGGAAGAGGUGAAGAAGGAUUCUUUGAAUUCCAUGGAUACUUUUCGAAAAUUGGAGGAAAUUACAAAAGAGCGUUCGAAGCAAAAAAGUGUCAUUCAAAAUUUGUUGAUGGAUAAACUAGAAGCUCAUAAACAAAAAUCUGCUGAGAAAAAAGCAAAAAGAGCCGCAAGAGCAUCUUCAUUCUCAAAUAAAAAUCCAAUAAAACUUGGCAUUUCUCCUCCUCCCCCUCCACUAGAAGUUCCUCCUUUGUCCUCGUCUUCUUCUUCACUCUUUUCAGAAAAUAGCGUCGAACAAACAUCAUCAAGAGAGAACAAAACAUUAUCAGUUUUUAAACCACUGGAAUUCUCCACUCCUCAAAAAUCUUCCAUUAAUGAAUAUCCCAUCGCUCCUCCUAGAACAAAGCAUGAAGAAAUGACGAGAAAAACCACCGAAAAAGCAAAACAGGACGCAAGAGAACGAGCAAGACUGAAAACUGAUGAAGAUCUCGGAUUGAGCCCUGAAGAUAAAAUUAAAGAGUUACGAAUGAAAGUGAUUGCUCGUAGGCAACUUUGUUUAGAAGAAAGGAAUGAAUCAAAGAAUAAAGUGAGACAACGUUUCUUAAUGAAUUCUCCACACGGGUUAAAAUCAAGUAAAAGUACUGAUAAUUUUAAGACAGUAACAACAAAAAACAUGAGUGCUGAAUUGAAAUCUCCAACAAAUACAAAAUCAAUGGAUGAAUUGUUACAAACAAUUAGAAAAGAUGAAAUCUCUGAUGUCAAACGAGAUAAAAGAAGGUUAAAAGAUUCUGAACGAAGGAAAAGUAUUAUUCAAGCUGUAUCUGAUUUCUUCAAAAAAAAAGACUCUCCAACAAAAGAAAAAUUAUUUACAUUUAGACUGAAAUCCAAGGAAAAAGCAAAGUUGUUUAAAUCGUAUUCUGAUGCGUCGAAUAUGGACAAAACAACAAUGUUUCCAAAAUUCGAUGCCAGACCAAAAAGUGUAACAGAGGGAAUGUUGUUGGUAGAUCAUUUUCUUUCCGAAGUUCCACCACCACCUCUUCCACCUCUGCCUGUGAAUUAUACUGCAUUAACUACUCACAUAUUAGAUGGAAGUUUGUCUGAUGAAGAUUCAAAAACAGCUGCCUUAUCGACUUCACAAGCAAAUAAAACAGCCAGCGUUGAUGAUUUUUGCAACAGCAUUUCACGGAAAACUAAAGCCACUAAAAGAAUAGCGAGACAGGCACAAUUAAAAAGAUUACGGAUUGCACAAGAAAUCCAGAGAAAAUUGGAAGAAACAGAAGUUAAACAGAGAGAAUUAGAGUGCAGAGGAGUAAGUGUAGAGAAAGCUUUAAGAGGAGAAGGGGAUUGUUCGAAUCGUGAAGAAGCUGAUUUAUUGAGAGAGUGGUUCGACCUGAUGAGAGAACGUACAGAUUUAAGAAGAUAUGAAAAAGAACUUUUGGUAAGAGCUCAGGAAGUACAGCUUGAGGAUAGACAUGAGAGAUUACAGCAGGAACUUCGAGAGAGAUUGGCUGAUGAUGAUCAAAACAAGACUAGCGCAGACGUAAAAAAAGAAGGAGAAAUUUUAACGGAAAUGUUGGAAAUAGUAGCAAAGCGCGAUUCCCUGAUUGCUCUUCUAGAAGAGGAGCGACAAAGAUAUCAAGAUGAAGAUCGUGACCUUGAAGUUCAGAUGUUAGCAAAAGGAUUAACUCCAGUUAAAAGUCUAUAAUUCUCAAAUAAAUGGUAUAAUUUUGUAAAUAAUUCAAGUUUAAAUGUUUACUGCGAUGGAAUUUUUAAAAACAUACAAUACAUACAUACAGCUCAAAUAGUUUGUAAAUGCAACUGUAUUUCCAAAUAAUUUAUGUAUAUCCAAGAAGCCUCAGUCGCGUGUUAUAUAUUUCCAUGCAUUAUAGAAAAUAUUUGUUAUAUGAACUAUUUAUUAUUUAUAUACGUAUAUUGUAACCAUAUAAAAAAUAUUCACAUUCAUAAGGACGUCGAUAUGCAUACACAUAUAGCGUUGCCUGGUUAAAACAAGAGAUAUAUUUUUUAUGAAUUGUAAACGUAUAUUAUAUUCUAUCGUCGAACACAUACCUAUAUAGUAUAAAAGUUUUAAAAAAAUUAGAAACUUUUGUAAAUAAUCAAAGUUUAUUUUGCUUUUAUCUAUAUAUAUAAUUCCAAUGGAAGAAAACAAAGAUUUCAAAAAAAGGUCCGUUUUAUAAGCGGGUUACAAUUUAAAAUCAAAUAGACCACACUGCUUCAUUUUUCUAAAAAAAUCAUUUCGACUCCAUUAUACUGAAAAUUAAGUAAAUUAUCAAAUACUUGAA